Molecule: messenger RNA, 1790 nt
Organism: Humulus lupulus (European hop)
Lineage: Eukaryota; Viridiplantae; Streptophyta; Magnoliopsida; Rosales; Cannabaceae
Product: protein-L-isoaspartate O-methyltransferase 1-like
Exons: 4
Coding region: 869-1516 (215 amino acids)
Biological process (GO): protein modification process
Cellular component (GO): cytoplasm
Molecular function (GO): protein-L-isoaspartate (D-aspartate) O-methyltransferase activity
Source: RefSeq, a predicted model, not a curated record
AUGAAAAGGCUAGAUAAAGAACCAAUUUCUGUAAUUGGGUUUUGGUGGGGUUAUUAUGUUAAAUAAUAUAUAUUUAUAAUAUUUAGACCGUGAGAUUGAUUAAAGCACAUGAUCUCUCUCUAUAUAUAUGGGUGUUUUGGAAGUGGGUUUGGUUUUUGAUGAUAAUGAAAAUAAAUUUUGAGUCUUUUAUGUUGGUAUUUUUGUUUGGUUAAUGUUGACGGUGCUUCAAGUUAUAUUAUUGCAGGCCUUGAUGGUUGUGUGAUAAUGUUUUUGAUGCUAUUACGGAUUAGAUUUUGCUUUGUGUUGUUUGUGUGUGGUAAGAGUUUAUAAGAGGAAGUAUUGCCAAAUUUAUGUUGCAAGAAAGGGUUCUUAUGUGGUACUGGUAUACCAAAAAUAACCAUGAAGUAGUAAUUUGAACGUGUUAGGAACUCCCAUUUGUCAAGUCAUUGGUUCUUUAACAUUUCUUCAUUGGCACACUCGGAUUCCAUAGCAUUUGUUCUUCUAUGGGGUUAGCGGUUUUUUAGUUAGAUCAAGUUCUAGUGAUGGGUUGGGUUGUUCUUUAUGUGUUUGUUGUGAAAUGGAAUAUUACCUCGGUUACUUGUUAGUGUAUAUAGUUAUGUAUGGACGGUUUGAUGUGUCCUUGUACUUGCCAGGUAAUUUUUCCUCGAGUACUGUGGGCGUUCUAUAUUAUAUUGUUUAUUACUAGUGGGGAGGUGGCUCCUACUUUAAUGUUUUUCAUUUGUACACACAUCCGAGUCUCUUGGAUGGGCAAAUUCAGGCCAUAGCUGACUGCUCUGCCCCUAGUGUUGAGGUUUGUCAAAAUGAUGAGAAAUUUUGGAGUGGGAGUAGCAUUUCUAAGAACAAAGCAAUGGUGGAGCAGCUGCAGCGUUAUGGAGUGAUUUCGUCCCAAAAAGUAGCUGAAGUGAUGGAGGCAGUGGACAGGGCUUUGUUUGUACCAGAUGGGAACCCACCUUACUUUGACACUCCCAUGGCCAUAGGUUAUAAUGCAACCAUUUCUGCUCCGCAUAUGCAUGCAACAUGCCUUCAGUUGUUGGAGGAGAACUUGCAGCCUGGAAUGCACGCUUUAGAUGUUGGCUCUGGAACGGGGUACCUAACAGCUUGUUUUGCACUGAUGGUCGGGCCACAAGGUCUUGCAAUGGGUGUAGAACACAUUCCUGAGUUAGUUACCUCCUCAAUCCAGAAUAUUGAAAAAAGUGCUGCUGCACCGUUGUUGAAAGAAGGUUCUCUCUCACUGCAUCUUGGUGAUGGAAGACUUGGUUGGCCAGAAUUUGCACCCUAUGAUGCUAUUCAUGUCGGGGCAGCUGCGCCAGAAAUCCCCCAACCACUUAUCGAUCAGUUGAAGCCAGGAGGCAGAAUGGUCAUUCCGGUGGGGAAUAUAUUCCAGGAUCUUAAGGUAGUGGACAAAAAAAUGGAUGGUUCUGUCACUAUCAGGACUGAAACUUCAGUUCGCUAUGUACCACUCACUAGUAGAGAAGCUCAGUUACAAGGCUACUGAAUCUGAAACAGUUUCCCACCAGAAGUUUAAUCUUGCUUUGUUUCAGUGGAUUUUCUUUCUUUAGCUUCUAUUUCGAGUAGUAUUGGAGCUCGUCUUUUAUACUGCUUGGCCAGGAGUAUUGUAUAGAUGUGUAAAUUUCCUUAAAAGAAAGAAAGACAGAAAUCCUCUCUCUAUUCAGGGUAAUAAUAAUUGAACUUAUCAUCUGUAUGUAAAUUCUUUCCCCCCACCCCAAGGAUGUUUUUACCAUUUAUAAAGAUUUAAGAUUUCUGCCUAA